GUGAUGCUUCCCGAAUCGCCUCGUUCCCCACCUUCCUCGUCGAAUUGUCUGGGCUGCGGACCAGCUCGCCGUGUCCCGUCCGUGCGACUGUGUCUGCGCGCGCGCGGGGGCGCGGGGCGGGGCGGGGAAGGAAUCGGGUCCCCGGGCGCCCCGAUUCGGGCCGCGAUUGGGCGUUCGGCCAGCUGCGAGGACCUGUCUGUGAGUGUGUGAGGGGUCUCGUUCGAACGCCCUCGGGCGCGUCGCGUUUGGUUGGGGCAUUCCUGCUGCAGACCGCGCCCGUCGCGGGAAGCUGCAGGAAGGAAGGGAUUUUGCUUGUCCCGUCGGUGCACGGUUUUUGUUUUUGUUUUUGUCCCACAAGGAUUCUGUGCUGCAACUGCGUGCUUCGGCUCGGUUCGAUACGCAGCGAGCCAAGCUAACUUCAUGGUUCAGGGAUGUACUGUGGUGUGGAGCUCGGAGUCAACAUUGUUGGUGAUGCAUGCAGCAGCGGACUCGGACUUGCGGUGUCGACGUAUAUCGUUUAAAAUUUGUGCGGCGUAGUAUUUUUUUUCUUCUUCUUCUUCGAUUGGGAUGGUUGUACAGAUUGAGACUCUACUAACCACGGUCAGCAUACAGCUUGUUCGCUGCGGCUUGCUGCGGCUGCAAUCCGGCUGCGGCUGCGGCUUCUACAGUAUUUUUCUCUCUAUGGAUUGCAGCUGCAGCAGUCCAAACAGCUGCAACAGUGUCGGCUUGUAGCCAGCCGAACACGCCCAUAGGCUUUAGGUAGUCCCCGGAUAACUUCACGUGGGAAUGGCAGACCCUUAGUGCUAAUUUGGGAGCCACAAAACAAAACCGGAGGGGAUUAGAGGGGCUAAAAUCCCCUUCUUAUUGAAAAUUGAAUAUUUAUCCCCUCCGGUUUUUGUACUUCCAAACUAGCCCUUAGUUGAAUGUGGACAGGAGAUAGCUGUGCCGCCCUGCUGUCGUGUUCAUUGCUGCUUAGCAAUGAUACUUGGUUUUAAUGAUCAGGGAAUGGUUUGGACUUUGAAUGUUGUAUCUGAGCUUAGGUUUGGUUUGAAGAAUUUAGUUAGAGCACGUUCUUUGUUUCAAUUUUAGAAUCAAGUGUUUUCAGUUAUUUGCUACUUGGGUAUGAAGUUUUUCAGUUGCUAGUGUUGUGGAUCUUGGUAGUUUUUUGUUGGGCCUUUUUAGGGUCUGUUGAGGGGGAAAGGGUUUUUCCUACCUGCUAUAUUGCACUGGAAGACAAUGCAUUCUGCAAAUGAGUUUACAACACUAGCCAACAAGAGUUUGGUAGGGUUGUUGCGCUUGCAAUCAUAUAUCCAUAUAACAUCUCGUCAAAGUUAAUGCCAUUUAAUCUAUCCUUUUUGUGGUUGCUUUAGAUUUAUGAGUCUCGACAACUUAACUUUGCAAUAUAAGCUCCGUAACAAGGGCACGGAUGGGCACAGAGGAACAGAAACGCCAAACUCCAAGAAAGGCGCAGACUCGGUAACGGACAAGUAAAUAAAUGUGCUAGGGAGAGGUGAUGAUAAAGGAUAUUUGCUGACCAAACUUGCAGUAGUUCUUCUUUAAGGAAAUAGAACUUGGCGUCAUGACACAUAGAAAUAUGCUCUGGACACAUCAGUCUGUUAAUCCUGAAUGGGAGCAAAGACAUGCCCAAGUUCAACCAGGAAGUUCCUAUUAUGCAGGCACUGCAAGUGAUUCAUCCAACCUGGGUGUGCAAGUUGCUGUGGGAGUUCCAGGAAAUACUGCUAAUGUUGGUAUAUGUGAUUUGCGGAAUCAUGAGUGCCCGCAUGUUCAUAAUUCAUACCCACAUGCCGGUGUUACAUCAAGAUUUGUCUUCCCAACUACUAUGUACAACCCUAGCAUGUCAGCAGCAGCUGUCAACAUAUAUAUUCCUCAGACUCAAAGCUUUGGACUAGGCAGUGUGCUACCACCAUCUUUACAUAAUCAAGUUCCCACAGGAACUAUUGAUGAGAGUAGCAGCAGUGUCAAUUUUGGUGAUAGUGCUAUUGGAUUCAUGAAAAGGAAAAAUGCAGUAGUUGCUGGAAGCCAUCAUUUUCUUCAUGGAUUUGCUGGGUCAAGUUCAUCUGUUCAUGUGCCUCAGAAUCCUGUGCAUGGGCCAUGGAAUCCUUCAUCUCAAUCAAAUUGUUUACCCAGUUCUGCAGCUUCAAACCUACCAGAAUACCACAAUAGUAAUGGGUGGCCAUACUUAGAAGAAUCUUCUGCAGAUGCUUCAAACAGUUUCAGUUCUGUGGCUGCUUGCCAGGAGCUGGCACCUCAUGGUAACUAUUUAUAUCCAGCUUGUCACAUAAGCCAGUCCAAUACAUGGGUUCCACAGCCUGCAGGUUAUGGAGUACCACAGUGGGGAUAUAGUAAUGCAGUGGUCAAUCCUCCAGGAACUGCAGACAUGUCAAAUGGGCCACUGCCUCAUUUCUGCCAGAAUAGUAUGCAGGCACCUCAAAUACAAGUGUCCCAUCAACAGUUCAUCGGUAACAAUGCGGUGCAUGGUUUAAAUCCUUCUGCCACAGGCCUUCCUUUACAUCCAAGAAUGCUGGCUCUCCCAUUCAAUGCUGAGCACACUUUUGGGCAUCCAAUGCACCCACCUCUGAUAAACCAAGUUAACAAUGGGGCUUUAAGAAUUCUGCCAUACCAGAAUGCUACAGUGAUGGACCAUUCAAGGAUUUAUGAAGCAGGACAUGUUAUCGAUGAACAUAGCGAUAUGCGUUUAGAUGUGGAUAACAUGACUUAUGAGGAACUUGUAGCAUUGCAAGAGCAGAUAGGCGAUGUCAAUACUGGUUUGACAGAAAGCUAUAUCCAGGAAAACUUGAGGUCCAGUUUUCAUGUUCCAGGAGCAGCUAGCAUGUCUGAUCAGUUUUCUGAGCUUUCUUUGGAGAAUGAUGCUUGCAUAAUAUGCCAGGAGGAGUAUAAAGCUAAAGAACUUAUAGGAACCCUUGAAUGCGGUCACAAGUACCAUGUGAAUUGCAUAAAGCAAUGGUUGAUGAUGAAAAACCUGUGCCCCAUAUGCAAGACGACAGCUUUGUCAUCAGAUAGAAGGAACGGAUGACCGUCGCCAAUAAUGUUGUUGGUUGUUUACCGCGUGGCAAAUUAGCGUGGAUUUUGUAUAUAGACAUGGUUGCCUUUAUUUGCCCGUCCCCUUUGCUGUGGACAUAAACUGAGCUUCGAAACACUGUACAGAUAUUUUGUAGGAUGUUUUAGACGUUAAAUGGCACAAUGGUGUGUAAAGCUCCCAUGACUGCCUUGGUAGAUGCCCUCUUCCUUUACAUUGUACAUUGUAUUUAUCUUUACUCUUCAAAAAAAGAAGCUUGAAAACCGUAAGUUCUGUACAUUCUGGAAUUGAAAGAACCGGAAAUUUUCUUCA
Zea mays is the source of this 3370-nucleotide messenger RNA. RefSeq names its product probable E3 ubiquitin-protein ligase ZFP1. Bases 1580 to 3055 code for a protein of 491 amino acids. NCBI's taxonomy places the organism in Eukaryota, Viridiplantae, Streptophyta, Magnoliopsida, Poales, Poaceae. Gene Ontology annotation, molecular function: ubiquitin protein ligase activity. The transcript is spliced from 6 exons. The record is from RefSeq and is a predicted model, not a curated record.